Molecule: messenger RNA, 2752 nt
Organism: Piliocolobus tephrosceles (Ugandan red Colobus)
Lineage: Eukaryota; Metazoa; Chordata; Mammalia; Primates; Cercopithecidae
Product: actin-related protein 3B-like
Exons: 4
Coding region: 1421-1939 (172 amino acids)
Source: RefSeq, a predicted model, not a curated record
AAUGAAAAACAAUAGCAAAAAAACAAAAAAAACCAAAUCACAAAACCUCAGCAAAAGCACCCUUAGAAAUGUCUCAUUCCAAGCACUGACCCAUCCUUGUUCUUCCCCAGUCCUCCCUUAAUUCUUAAUUGGAUAUAAGCCAGGGUCUGUCUCUCCAGGAAAUCAUCGGCGAGCGUGGCCAGUCAUGAGAGAGCAGGACCAGGGAUCAGCUGAGGCUUAUUCUAAGAUGAGAUGAUCAAAAUACCAAGAAUGCUUCUAAGUUAUGAUUCUUGAUAUUAUGGCAACAAGGAAUGCAGUGUGUCUGAAAGAGCCACCAGGCCAGGAGACCCGUCUGAAGGAAGCCAGGGAUCAGAAUAUAACCCUGUUCAUGUGAUUUCAAGCUGCCACCCCGUCUGUCAGGGACUUGUUCCUGCCAGUCCUCCCCUUCUGGUGACAUCUUACCUGAGUGUUGGUAACCAGGGGCUCCCCUGAGUUUGGCAUUUCCAUAGCUGCAGCUGUGGUUGAUGGUCCCUAGACUCUGACAGGAGCCAGGCGCUCUCAGGUUGGUCACGAGAGAUUUCUCCACAGGGUGACAGAGGACGACAGUGAUUAUUCAUCAUACUGAUCCUGGGACAGGAUGUUGGGCUUGAAAACUAGACUGAAAAUGGGUCAAGGAGGCAGGUGCCCAGUGACCUCGUGGUCUCCCUGUGGCGAGGGGCGGCGGGGUUGCCUCUUGAGAAAUGGAUGUGACGGCGGUUUCCUCGGUUGGCCACGCCCACAGAGUUUUAAGAAAGCAAGGAAGUGUGUAGCAGUGAAAUCCCCAGAUGAGGACAGACAGCAGAGUUCCCGGGGCAGAAAACCAUUGCCAGGUAUUUUAUUCAGUGUGUUCAUGAUCAGGUAGUCUCCGUAAGGUGUGGGUACCCCUUAGAGUGUCUGCAGUGUUCAGGGCUGUUCCCUGUGAGGAGAAGUGUGGGGUAGACACCAAGGAAUGGGGCACGGUGUGGGCUCCGGGGGAUCUCUCACCGCUGCAGAGAGGCCUCAGGACCACCCCAGUUCCUGGCCCUGAAGGCCAAGCCCAGAUCCUCCCUUAACAAUAUAUUAGCCUUGACCUUCUCGAAGCUGAUAACAAAAUAUUGUGGCACAGUUUUAUGAGAUCAGUUUUGUGAGGCUCUCUCCCUGGCCAAGCCACUGUAGAAGCUUUAGCCCAGGGGUGUCCAACCUUUUGGCGUCCCUGGGCCACAUCAGAAGAAGGAGGAACUCUUGGGCCACACAUAGAAUACACUAACACUAAUAGCUGACGAGUGAAGAAAAAGGUCCUGUGCAUCACGUUUUUGGUAUUUGCCACCACGGAUGAGCAAAACCAUUGUUGCAUUGAAAGGGCUGGACGUGGCUCCUUCAGCUCCUGACAGCCUUUCACCUUAGCGACUGGAGCAGCUACAGCAUGUUAGGUGAUUUAUCAAACAUCUGCUGCUGGCAGGUAACCAGAGGUGAAAUUUCUCUCUACAGACACUCAGGCUGGAAGUGGAGCAGAACCCAGGUGGAAGACGAGGUCACUGGUGGCUUCUCCAGGUGGAAGACCAGAUCCCUCGUGGCUUCUCCAGGUGGAAGACCAGGUCACUGGUCACUUCUCCAGGUGGAAGGCCAGCGUCUCCAGAAUGUCGUUCUCUCAGGAGGCUCCACCAUGUUCAGGGAUUUCGGACGCCGACUACAGAGGGAUUUGAAGAGAGUGGUGGAUGCUAGGCUGAGGCUCAGCGAGGAGCUCAGCGGCGGGAGGAUCAAGCCAAAGCCUGUGGAGGUCCAGGUGGUCACUCAUCACAUGCAGCGCUACGCCGUGUGGUUCGGAGGCUCCAUGCUGGCCUCGACUCCCGAGUUCUUUCAGGUCUGCCACACCAAGAAGGACUAUGAAGAGUACGGGCCCAGCAUCUGCCGCCACAACCCCGUCUUCGGAGUCAUGUCCUAGUGUCUGCCUGAAAGCGUCGUUCGAUGGUGUCACGUUGGGAAACAAGUGUCCUUCAGAACCCAGAGAAGGCCGCCGUUCUGUAAAUAGCGACGUCGCUGUUGCUGCCCAGCAGCGUGCUUGCAUUGCCGGUGCAUGAGGCGCGGCGCGGGCCCUUCAGUAAAAGCCAUUAUCCGUGUGCGACUGCUGUCUGCCAGCCUCCUCCCUCACCCGCCCUCCUCUCCCUCGCUCUCCCUCUUCCGAGCUGCUAGCUGACAAAUACAAUUCUGAAGGAAUCCAAAUGUGACUUGGAAAAUUGUUAGAGAAAACAACAUUAGAAAAUGGCGCAAAAUCAUUCUGCCCCGGGAGAGAAUGUGGGGGUGCAAACCCUUUUCCUCCCAGCCUAUUUUUGUAAAUAGAAUGUUUAAACUUGAAAUACAAAUCAAUGUUUAUAUUUCCUAUCAUUUUGUAUUUUAUGGUAUUUGGUACAACUGGCUGAUACUAAGCACGAAUAGAUAUUGAUGUCAUGGAGUGCUGUGAUCCAGAGUUUUUAAUUGUGAGGCAUGUUCUGAUAUGUUUAUAGGCAAACAAGUAAAACAGCAAACUUUUUUGCCACAUGUUUGCUAGAAAAUGAUUAUACUUUAUUGGAGUGACAUGAAGUUUGAACACUAAACAGUAUUGUAUGAGAAUUACUACAGACCAUGUAUCUUUUAGUUUUUUCUGUUUGAACUUUCUGGAACUGUUUUAUAGAAGAUGAUGGUUUGUUGUCGGUGAGUGUUGGAUGAAAUACUUCCUUGCACCAUUGUAAUAAAAGCUGUUAGAAUAUUUAUAAAUAUC